This is a messenger RNA of Oryzias latipes (Japanese medaka), 6585 nucleotides long. RefSeq lists its product as uncharacterized. Gene Ontology annotation, biological process: regulation of G2/M transition of mitotic cell cycle; mitotic cell cycle; metaphase chromosome alignment. The record is from RefSeq and is a predicted model, not a curated record. NCBI's taxonomy places the organism in Eukaryota, Metazoa, Chordata, Actinopteri, Beloniformes, Adrianichthyidae. Gene Ontology annotation, cellular component: nucleus; spindle pole; chromosome, centromeric region. Gene Ontology annotation, molecular function: microtubule binding; dynein complex binding.
CAACAACUCCAGUGAGUUUACUCCAUUCGGAGGUUGGCACUUUUAUUGCGAAUUGUGUGCGGCAUUGUGUUUGUCAUCUUAAAACUUGGACGUUUAUAUUUCAUUUGUCAAACGGACUUUGAAUUGGAUGAAGAAGGGCGGACGGUAGGCGGGUGGUACUUGUUGAAGGCGCUGUCAGCUGCCGGUGAGCCGCGCGCCCUUAACUCCACAGUGAAUGACACACGUUCCUCAGGAUUUAUACAACAAUGUUUGGUUUAAAGCCUUUUCCAGAUACACUUUAACAUCUGGAACUGAAUACUGCUGAUUUAUAUGAAGACAGCAACUCUUUGGUCUGAGCAAAAGCACCCAAAGAAGCGAGCACAGGAGCAGAAAUGAGCUGGGCUGAGGAGGACUGGACUGUGGGUUUGUCUGGGCGGGUCCUGCAGAAGGUGAAAGAGCUGCAGGUCCAUAAGGAGCGGCUGUUCAGAGAGAACAAGCAGAAACAGCUGCAGCUGGACAACAUUAACACCAGCCUUGAAAAACAAACUGUGAAGUAUGAAGAGGUCCGCGGGGAGUGCCAGUCCUUACAGAGAGAGCUCCAGAGCGUCCGGGAGGAGGCUGACAGCGCUGCGGCCAGCAGGGACCGGCUGACCCAAGAGCUGCACACCAAGCAGGCCCAAGUGUGCUCCUUGGAAGGCCAGCUGGACGCUGCUCGAACACUGAACAACAAACUCACCCAGGAAGUCAAAAGACUGGAGGCUGAACUGGAGAACCUGCGGAUCAGCAGCCGGCCGACAGACACUACCUUGUUUUCCACACCCAGCUGGAAUCCUACUUCACCUUGGGAUCACAACGGGAGCAGACAGGAAGACAGGUCAGGCCAGCGGGAUGAAAGAUGGAGCCGCGGGCAACAAAUCCGGCAGCAGCUCCAGUUUUCAGACACGCCCACAUCUUCUCCACAACCACCACACAGGAGCACCCCCCAGCGCCACCCUCCUUCAGCCGUAUUCUCAUGGGAACAGGAGGAUUCCAGACCAACGUCCAGGAGACGGCAGCACCCCUCUCCCCAAACCCCGGACCCGGCUGUUGUAAAUCGAAGCGUGGUGGAGCAGGAGCCGAGCGGGAAGGAUCACAAGGCGGAGAGUGAUGCAUCUUUUAUGGAAAUCCAGAGUCGUGUUAAAGCUCUGGAAGCCGAGCUCUCGGCCAAGGUUGGGACAUUGAGGUCCGUUGAAAACCAAAUGGAGCAGACCAAGAAGGAGCUGUCGGCGAAGGAGCUGAGCCUGCAGAGAGCGCGUGACGAGCUCAGUUUGGCACACGCCCGCAUGGCCCAGGAGAGUGAACGGGCAUCAGCAAAUGAGCUGAAACUGAAGCAAGUGCAGGAAGAGCUCAAGUGCCAGCGGCAGAACACAGAGAGCAGCCGACUGCACCACCAGCAACGCACCAAAGAGCUGGAGAAGCAACACCAAAGGGACUUGUCUGAGCUUCAGAAAGAGAGGCAGUGUCUGGAGAAGCAGCACCAGCAGGAGGCCAGUAAGCUGAAUCAGGAGCUCCAGCAGGCGGUGAAGCUCCACAAUGCCCUGCAGGCCCAGCUCGAUAAGCUGUCUCUACAGAAGCAGGCAAUGGACAAAGACCUGGAGGCUUUGAAAGAGAAGCAAAAAUGGACAGAAGAGCAGCUGAAGGACAGCCAGAAGAAGGAAACACAAACACAAGCCAAACUGAUGGAAGCCGUGCGAGAGGCCGAGGGUGUGGCAGUCAGUCUGGAGCAGAGCAGGAAGAGGGAGCGAACUCUGGAAGAGGAGGGGAGGAGGCUUAAGGAGGAGCAAGCUGACACCCAGCGUCUCCUUAAGGAACUGCAGGAUCAAAGAUCUGCUCCAGCAUCUUCAUCCCAACCUGUCCACGUUUUCCAUGGGGGUCAGAGUUUUCCUGCUCAUUCUUCCUCCACUCAUCUUCCUCGAGCAUUCACCCACAGAGAGAAACGUUCUGCUACCCAAGCUGAGCAGAAGCAAGGGGACGAUGGCGUUCCUGAGAGACGGGGAGAAACCUUUGCAUCGUAUCCUCCUGACAGGGAGCCAGGAGAAGGGAUUGAUGCAGAGCACAUUGCUGACAUGAGAAACUCUGAGGGCUCACAAAGUCUGGGAGUGACAGUUGAAGAUAACAAGGAGGUAAACAGGAGUGAAGAUGUAGCAGAGCGUCAGUCUGGGACAGAGAAGAGCUUCCUCUCUGCUUCUGGUAUGGGCGAUGAUGGAGUGAUGGAUUCUGAAUCUUUAACUCAGACUCUGACGCUUUCUGAAACGGCAUCUUCUCCCAAGCUGGAGCAGGCGGUUUUAUCGGAGGAUCUUAAGCGGGAGAAUGCACUGCUGCGCUCAGAGCUUGAUGAUGCUCGUGAGGAGCUGCAGCGACGACUAGAAGACCUAGAGACGCAACGCCGAGCCGAGUCAGAGGCCAGGACUCGCCUCAAGCAGAUGAGCCGCAAACAUGCCAGUCAGGCUGCAGAGAGGGGGGAAAAAGAGAAGGAGUGGAGGACACAACUGGAGAAGGAAAAGGCUGAGACAGAAAGGCUGAGGAAAGAGAUGACUGCUCUGGAGGCAGAGAUCAGCAGGAUCAAGAAAGAAAGAGACGAGUCAGAGAAAGAGGAGGACACAACAAAGAAUGACCGGGAGAGUGAAAUGAUAGAACUGAACAUCCAGCUGAAGACUCAGCUUGCAGAGGUGAAAGCCCAGCUUGCUUUAGAGCGAGAAGAGCGAAAGAAUGAGGAAAAUGAGAAGAAUCUGCUCAGCUGUGAUCUAAACAAGGAUCUGAGCAUGGAGCUGGCCGAGCUCAAGGCUGAGCUAGAAGUACUGAAGCACGGAAGAAAAACCUCUCCAGAAGAGGAGAAAGUUCCAGUUGCCAACAGCCCUCUGACAUAUCUGACUCUCCAUGAUGAUGAAUCCAACUCCAACUUGAUUAGCCACGAUGAAAAACUCCUCUUUUCACCAGAGCAGCACCGCCUUUUCUGCAGAUCUGCCAACCAGCUCAACAUGCUCCUGUCCACAGCUACAGCAGACUUCCCCCAGCAGGACCAAACCCUGAUAGAUGCUCACAAUCCACCUCUGGGAGAGGAGGAUCGAAGCAGUCAAGUGGACUCUGACUUGGAAAACGUCAACUUGAAUUAUGAGAAAGGACUUUCCUCCUCAGACCUUCAGGGGAGUGAGCUCCUCCCUUCUGAUCACUCAAGGGAGGUGAAGCGCCUGCAGAGCGAGUAUGCAAAGGAGAAUCGUCGAGCUAACCAGUAUCAAGUUAAACUAGAGGCUCUGCAGAAACAGGUGACACGGCAGACCCAGCAGCUCACUACGGCCUUUGAGAGGCAGAGUCAGCACAUCUCUGGCCUUCUGGCAGAACUACAAGAGAAAGAAAAUGCAUAUGUCAUCCAAGAAAAAGAGCUGCAGCACUGCAAGGAGGAACUGGCUGCACUGGGGGAUGGAAAGAGCAAGAAACUAGAGAUGACGACCCAAGGGAGAAAUCAAGAGGAAGAAGGGGAUGAGCAGUUUACAGAAACGUCAGAUCUGAGAGAAGAGGAAGAGGAGGAAGGUGAUGAGACUGUUAGUUCCCCGACGCGUCCCAGUUUGAACUCUGCAAAUGAACCAAAGAUUCAAACAGGUGAAGCUGAAGCGCCGACACCUUCCAGCAGCAAAGUCGGAGAUGAAAUAGUGCCUCCUGAAGAACAGAAUCCAUGCUCCGUAAACUUGGAUACGUCUCACAGCUCUGCAUGUGAGCUGACUAAGUCCAGUCGGGAUAAACAUGCGGCUUCAGAGCUGCUUACUGUCAGACAGAUGAAUCAGCUGCUGAAGCUAAACACGGGAGCCUCAGAUCAAAGGGACCAAACGAAUGAGGAGCCCAAAGAAGACGCUAACGGCCACAACCUAAGAGCUGAGCAGGAAGCACAGAAUGUUCUCAUUUCUGAGCAGCACCUGUUGCAUGAAGAAGCAGAGAUGAGGGAGGAUGGUGGGGAAAGGGAAGACUGUGCAGAAACAGGAGGAGAUGAAAGUCUAAAGGAGGUGUCUGAGUACCAGAUGGAAGUCCUGCAGCAACAGGUGGAGGCGCUGCAGAGAAAGGUGAGAGCUCUCUCUGAGGAGACCCAGCAGCAGGCCCAGGAGCUUGCUUUGUGGAGACUAGCCUCCCAGCCUGCCUCAGCACUUGAUCAGUUAGUUAUCAACACGGAGGAUGAGGGUGGGAUGGCGGACGAGCGGACUCGCAUCCAAACGCAGACCAUCACACCCGAAUGGCACAGUGAGGAGAGACGAGAUCAGGUCACAGUCAUUCGAGAAGAUGAGUUGUCCCUCUGCUGCUCCUCCAGCAAACUUCGGGGCUGCAUUUUGUUCUCCAGGCUGCAGAGCAUUCCGGAACCGAAGGCCCUCCACUCCUGUGAAACAACACAGAGACCUCAGGAAAUCAGACUUGUUGAAGAGAAAGAAAACCUGGAGCUGAACCUGCCAGAUGCCUCCCCAGCACAGCACACGGCAAAGAAAAAUACUGAGCUCCUCCAGAUGUCAUCACAGAAGCUGGCUGAACAACAUAUAACCGGAGAUCAGCGUGACCAUUCAGGACCAAACCCAUCCCAAGUGAUGCACUGUUACUCUGGAAAACCUGAUGUCAGCUCAAACUCUCCCAGAGCGGCAGCUGAUGUGAACAACACUAGCAACUCUGCAGACAAAGAGGUCAAGACAGCAGUGAGAAGUGUCAGCAGUCAAACGGAGGAGGCUUUGUGCCGCCAGGCUGCACCUGCGGUGUGUGCAAGCACCCAGACUGAGGAGGACUCUGUGGGACCACCGGCCUCCUCUGUCCCCGUACCUGAGACAGAGGACACAAGGCUGUUCUCAGGUUCUUUCCCCAUCCCAGCAGACCCAGCCCGCCUCGCUGAAAGAAUCCGCCGGAACAGGACACAGUUGUCGGCUGCUUUUGACGACACGGAGUAUGAACCAUACGGGCUGCCCGAAGUCGUCAUGAAAGGUUUUGCUGACAUCCCCAGUGGUCCGUCAUGUCCCUAUAUCGUGAGGAGAGGCCUGUUGGGAACAUCUGUAGUCCCGAUGCCCCAAAAAGAUUCACAGGAGGAGGAGGAAACUGAUUAAAGAGUCACAUGAAACUUUGAUUUUGCGGAAGGAGCUACUGAUUGAGGAUGGACUCACCACUGCUGCAGGGACGAGACUUGAAGCCUUCAGACUUCAGAAACUCUAGUGAUCCAGAAACGAAUGGUUCCCUUGCAGAACCUACACCCCUGCUAUGGAUCUUGAAGUUUUGAAUUGUCUCUGAGAUUUAAGCUUCAACUCCACCUAAACUUUUAGGCGUUAGGGGGGUGCUUUUAGAUUUAAAAAACUAAUUUUAUAAAGGAAGCUUCCCCCUAACAUUGAGGUCUGGCUUUGAAUCACUUGUUUGUCUCAGCAAAUGUCAAGAUAAUCAUUUUCCAAAGGGAUCCUGAAGUGGCCAGUUGUAAAAAAAAAUAAAAAAUAAAUUAUAGUUUGUAAUUUUUUUUACUUUUUCAUGUGGAUAUUUAUGGACAAUUGAAUGUUUUUAAUGAGUUUGCAGAGGUUUACAAAAUAACGUGUGAAACAUUAACUGACAGCAUGACUGCGUGUCCUUAUCUCGGUCCUGCUGUGGCUCUGCGUGGGAGAGCGGGUCCAGCCAGCACGCGUCGAUGACUCAGUCUAACCUGCGCUGGUUUCCGCUCCAUGUAUGGAGAUGCUCACCAUUCUCCCUCUCUCCUGCUUUAUUUCUCUGUCAGACACCAAACAACAGUUAGUUUUACAGCGACUUAACCAAAAGCUGCCUGUGUGAAGGUUUAUUUUGGUAGAAAACACAUUAACAGAGGAGUUAUAUUCCUGCAGGGUUGGACUCCAUUUAUCUGAUGAAUUGGAGGUAUACAGAGUCAUAGAUUAGGAGUUUAGAGAUUCUCAUUCUUUGUGUCCUUCUUGGUCAUCAUAGUUCAAAGAGUUUAAGGGAUAUAUUUCACAUUCACACUGAUGCACACAGACAUUAAAAAGAGUUACUGACUUUUUAAUCAUCUAACAAAUUAUUAGAAAGUGGAAUAAAAGCACGGUUGCCUGCCAAACUACAAGUAAGACUACUAAAAAGAUCAAAUGUUCUCAUUUGUAUUUGCCUUUUUGUGGGUAACUGAAAACAAAUGUUACAAUGGAUAAAUAGGGAACAGCCAUGUCCAUGUUUUUGGACCUGGAAGGUCAAACCUAUGUUGUCAUGCUUUUUUUUUUCAUCUGUGUUUUAAAAAGUAAGUGGAGAGAAUCUAGUGCAUCAAGUCUGUUGAAAAAGCAAACUGCAGGUAUCUGCCUCUUUUAUUUUUGUGCACAGCUUUGGUACAAAAAAGCUAAGGUAUCAUCUUUAGUGCAGCUCAGUGUGGCUUGCCUGUUUUUUUGUGUGCACAUAAUAUUUAGAUGUGAGUUGUUUUGUCAUGGCUUGUUGAGUCUGUUAAAGCACAUUUAUCGAACACCCUCUCGACCUCAUCUGUGUUUUGUGACCUGCUGUCUCCUGGGACCGUCUGACUGUUAGCAAGGAAGCUCACUGUGAAUUUGUCGCCUUGUUUUUGACGUGUUUGUUUACAAUAAAAGCUGUUUACCAUUG